AUGUUCCCUAAGGACACUGUAGAUUUCACCGUGGAGAUUGGAGACUCGGCCUUACCUCAGGAUGCACCCAUCGCCAUGGCUCAACCUGCAAAACUCCAACUGCUCUUCAGCAAUGGCUCUCCUCGUUGCGUAGCUUGCAAUCUUUUCCAACCUCGAGCCCUUCCUUCGCUGUCCCAUCACCCGGUUGAGGCAUGUGAGCUUAAUCCUCUGCGCCCAUGUGUCCAGCCGUACCCUGCUCUUCCUAUGGAGCAGGUGUUUGUCCUCUGGGGUAUUGGCAUGAAUGCAGUGCCGCAAUGCAAUCAGGAAAGGGCUGGUAUCAAUUUCCUAAAAGAAUGCAUGGUUAGGGUGGCGUUUGGUGAUAUCUGGUGGUCUAAUACCUUGGUGGAGGAAGGAGAGGAGAUGGAGGUUGCUGUCGAUCAUGGUGCCAUGCCCAAGACUGGGCUCUCUACUGAUGAUGUAAUAUCUUUUGAUAUUAAUAUACGAGGCUUCGUUGAAGGUUCUCAGAUUCUGCAGAUCGAAAGCAGUACCAUUCGAGAAACCAAGUAUCCCGACUACGUUUCUACACUCGAUUUUUCUGCGCAGAAUCUUCGAUAUAGAGAACCCGGAAUACGAAUGCCUGCCUUUAUCCUUAUUCCCGAGGACGAAGGGCAGCUGCAAAAUAUUGUGUCUCUACUCUUAAAUUACAGUCUGAGGAUUCGUGUUCGAUGUGGAGGACACAGCUACGAGGGGCUUUCCUACACUGCCGACGCUCCUUUCGCUCUUAUCGAUCUUCAAAAGCUGAACAAAGUCAGUGUGGACAAGAAAUCAGAGACGGCCUGGGUAGAAGGAGGCGCCACGUUAGGUGAAGUUUAUUCUGCUAUUGCUGAAAGUUCGUCUGAGCUCGCGUUUCCUGCAGGAAUUUGCCACACGGUGGGCUCCGGUGGUCAUUUCGCCGGCGGGGGGCUGGGCUUUCUAUCGAGAAAGUACGGCCUUUCAGCUGACAAUGUGUUGGACGCCCGCCUGAUAAAUGGGUCAGGGGAGAUGGUGGAUAGAAGCAAAAUGGACAAAGAUGUGUUUUGGGCUCUCAGAGGAGGCGGCGGUGGCAGCUGGGGAGCUGUUUGUGCCUGGAAAAUCCGGUUGGUUAGGGUGCCUCCAAUUUUAACAGCCUUCAAAGUGUUUAAACAUGGUACUGAUAUUGUCACGGAGACCGUGAACAGAUGGCAAUAUGUUGCUCCCGAAAUGGAGGACGUCAUCUUCAUGCAAGUAAAGGUCGACUUCAACGAGAGAAAAGUAAUCAGAGCCUUGUUCGAAGGAACAUACCUUGGGCCUAAGACCGAGCUGCUGAAUAAAAUUGCUCAGAGCUUCCCAGAGCUUCAAAUGGCGGCGGCGGAUUGUAAAGAAAUGAGUUGGAUAGAGUCAAUUGCCUACUUUGAUUACAACAUCCCAGUCAGCGAAUUGACUAACAGGUAUUAUUACAAGAAGCUCUACUUCAAAGUCAAAUCAGAUUUUGCUAAGACACCUCUUCCAGAAUCUGCACUCAGAGGACUCUGGAGCAGGAUGAAAGGAGGCUUCCCGUCUGUGUAUACAGUUUUCGCUCCCUUGGGAGGUAAGAUAGGCAGGAUACCCUCCUCCGCGACGCCGUUUCCUCAGCGGGCAGGGACAUUGUUCUACAUGCACUACAACGUGUUCUGGACUGAGAGUGGUGAAGAUGAUUACUUCCUUAACUGGAUGAGGGAUCUUUACGAGUACAUGGAACGUCAUGUCUCCCAUUCUCCGAGGGCUGCAUACGUCAACUUUCUCGACCUUGAUCUGGGCACUGGCCACGCUUCUGUUGAAGAGGCCAGAGUUUGGGGUGAAAAGUAUUUUGGUGCUGCAAAUUUCGCUAGGCUUGUUCACGCUAAAGCGCAGGUGGAUCCCGCAAACAACUUCAAUAAUCCUCAGAGCAUUCCUCCGGGAGUGAUAAAUUAUAAUUACGAUGUAAAGUCUAUGCAAUGCGUCUAUCUCUCUUGA
Cryptomeria japonica (Japanese cedar) is the source of this 1989-nucleotide messenger RNA. Its product is annotated as reticuline oxidase-like. The record is from RefSeq and is a predicted model, not a curated record. NCBI's taxonomy places the organism in Eukaryota, Viridiplantae, Streptophyta, Pinopsida, Cupressales, Cupressaceae. The coding region runs from base 1 to 1989 and encodes 662 amino acids. The transcript is spliced from 7 exons. Gene Ontology annotation, molecular function: FAD binding; oxidoreductase activity.